Messenger RNA from Humulus lupulus (European hop), 1461 nucleotides. RefSeq lists its product as uncharacterized. The record is from RefSeq and is a predicted model, not a curated record. The transcript has 6 exons. The coding region runs from base 1 to 1461 and encodes 486 amino acids. NCBI's taxonomy places the organism in Eukaryota, Viridiplantae, Streptophyta, Magnoliopsida, Rosales, Cannabaceae.
AUGAAGGUUGCUGCAAACAAGCAAUUGGUUGAUGCAAACAAGCAAUUGGCAGUUGCUGCAAACAAUCAAUUGGCAGAAAUGGAUAGCACUGCAGUUUUACUCCAACACAAUGGGCAAUGGGAUCAAAACAAAAACUAUAUCAACUUUGAUGUUUGUGGAAUAGUAAUUAGAAGUGACUGCAACUACAACAAAUUGAUUGAUGUGAUAUGCAAUGAAUUGAACCUGAGUACAACGACACAUAGUCAACUAUACAAUGAAGUUGCAAAAACAGAAGAAGCAGCAUCAAAUUCAGAUGAUGAACCAGUUGAUUAUUCUGUUGCUGAAGAGGUUGCAGACUUUAUUGAUUAUGUAGAACUGGUGUCCAAUCAAAUUAUAGAAAUGAUAGAUGAAAGACACAGAAAUAAUGAAGAAGAAGUGAUUGACAUUGACGAUGAUUUAGUCAUCACUAACAACCGUCACCAAGAGAUUUCUUUGUCUCAAAUAUAUAAGGACAAAGAAACAUUGAAGACCGUUUUGAGCCAUUAUGCGAUAAAUAAUCAUUUCCAGUAUUGUGUACAAAAGUCAUGCAAAAAGGAAUAUCUAGUUGCUUGCCUUGAUAAAAAUUGCAAGUGGAUGUUAAGAGCAUCAAGGAAUGGAAACACAAAUCAAUUCAUAAUUAGAAAGUUCAGCCACAUUCACACUUGUGCUUUGGAGAUAAGAUUAAAAGACCAACGUCAAGCAACCUCGACAAUCAUUGUAGAUAUGAUCAAACACAAGUUCACAAACAUCAAAACAAAGUACACAGCUACUGAUAUAGUUAGGGACUUGAAACAUGAUCAUGAAGUGCAAGUCAAAUAUAGCAAAGCUUGGAGAUCUAGAGAAAAAGCUAUUGAAAAAGUUAGAGGAAAAGCAGCUGAAUCUUAUGCAGAAUUGCCUAGUUAUCUGUAUAUGUUGCAUCGCACAAAUCCAGGAUCCUAUAUUGAACUAAAAUCAGAUGAAGAUGGCAUGUUUUUAUAUGCUUUUGUAGCAUUGAAUGCUUCAAUGAAAGGCUGGCCCUAUUGCAUACCUGUCGUAAUAGUUGAUGGGACUUUCUUAAAAUCAACAUAUGGAGGGAUAUUAUUAGUUGCAGCAAUUCAAGAUGCUGAAGGUAAAAUCUUCCCCCUAGCAUUCUGUGUAGUUGAUUCAGAGAAUGAUGAUUCUUGGGAGUGGUUCUUUGAUAAGUUUAGGAAAGCUUAUGGUGUAAGAGAAGACAUGAGCAUCGUUUCUGACCGACAUGAAAGCAUUAUAAAAGCAACCAUCACAUUGUACCCAGAAGUACCACAUGGGGCUUUCACCUUCCACCUGCUCAAAAACAUGAAAAGCAAGUUCAAGAAGAACUCAAAAAAGUUCAAGGAUACAUUUUUUGCAGCUACGAAUGCAUACACUGUGAAAAAGUUUGAGUACAAGACGAGAGAACUUGAUAAGAUUGACAAAAGGUUAUGA